Messenger RNA from Exaiptasia diaphana, 1795 nucleotides. Its product is annotated as formin-like protein 14. The transcript is spliced from 15 exons. Lineage: Eukaryota; Metazoa; Cnidaria; Anthozoa; Actiniaria; Aiptasiidae. The record is from RefSeq and is a predicted model, not a curated record. Bases 113 to 1180 code for a protein of 355 amino acids.
CUACUAGUACCCGUAGUUUUCUUACUAUCUUUGUAAAAUAACCAAUAAAACGUUAUUGUCAAGUUGAAGUCCUCUUCUCUGACUUAAAGUAGAAGAGACAAGGGUCGACAAGAUGUCUCUGAAGCUGAUUAUAAGUCUACUGUUAGUAUUUUUGGUUUGUACUAAAGCAUGGCCAUUAAGCAAAGAAACAUCCGUCGAAACGUCAGGUUCAGGAGAAUCAAUUAGCGGUAGUUUUAAUGACGAGGACACAACGUCAGUUGAAAUUCUUGGUAACGAUAAAAAAGAAGCUUCCAGUAGCGGUAGCAGUGGUAGUGAUAUCGAUGAUGAAGAUACGAUGAAUGAUGAUAUAUCAUCAGAUGAAUCGGGAUCGACUGAAUCGGAGGAUUCCGAAUCAUCCACCAAGAAAGAGAAAGAGAGCGAUGAAGACCACAAGAAAGAGAGUGAUAAAGAAAUUGUAAGCAAGCUUAAAAAGUUUAAAGAUAACACUGUAGGUGGUGGAUCAGGAAGUGGAGGACCUACAGAUGUACCACCUUCAGUCGAAUAUGGUGCUCCAAAACCAGCUCCAACAACAGUUCCAACAAAAGCUUUUGUCAAAUGUCCACCACCAUGUGUUAAACCUCCACCUCCAGCUGGUGUCAAAUGUCCACCACCAUGUGUUAAACCUCCACCUCCAGCUGGUGUCAAAUGUCCACCACCAUGUGUUAAACCUCCACCUCCAGCUGGUGUCAAAUGUCCACCACCAUGUUUUAGACGACCAUUUCCAGCUGGUAUCAACUGUCCACCACCAUGUUUUAGACGACCAUUUCCAGUARCUAACUGCCAACCACCAUGUCAACCAAUGAGGGAGCGUUGGGUUCCAMGACCACGUUACGUACCAGGCCCACCCGUUCCUCCUCCGCCAUACCAGCCACCUCCAGUUCCAGUAUGCGCACCUUCAUGUGGUCCACAAAGCUGCGCCCCCACUUGUCCAACUUCUUGCUGCGGUGUUGCACCUCAACAACCCUUCGUGUUCCAACCUCCUCAAAUGCCAUCAUGCCAGCCAUCUUGUGCACCUGCCUGUUGUCAACAAGCCCCACCACCACCUCCUCCUCCUCCACCACCUCCAGCACCGGCUAUUUGCCCUCCAACAUGCCAACCAAAUAUGUGCCAACAAGGAUGCCCUCCAAUCUGCUGCAAAUAAACUUUUGUAACUUAAUGAAAGAACUUUGCUAUCGAAAUAAGUUGGUAAACAAAAUGAAUUGCAAAUACCUCUAAAUGGACUAGUUAGAAGAGUGUGAUAGUAUUUGUUAAAAGGCACCAUGGCCAUAUUUUAAAUAGUGUAAACACUUAAUUGUGCUACGAUGAUACUAUAGUACUAUAGCUAUUCAAUCUGUUUACAAACAUGUACUGUGUAAGUGCUUUGUCAUCUUUGUGGUUCAAAACCAACAUUCGUCUCAUGUACAGCCAUAUAGCACUUUUGCAUCCUUACAAUUAAAAUGAGACUUACUGCAAUGUGGAUUGCUUAACUGUUUACCAGCAAACAUCCAAAGUGCAAUACAGUCUUUAUUUGGUAACAAUUUAUUUAAAGUGGUGAAAGGGGCUUUUUGUUAGUUUUUUGGUUCAGUUAGUUUAUUUACCCCUCAAUAUUACCUUGUUUUAAAGGAAUUUUUGGACAACUAAUUAAUAUGCGAGUAUCAAUUCAUGUAAUUCUUCUAUCUGAUUAAUUCAUCAUUAGUAGAAAUUUGACUGAUAAUUCCAAAUAUGGUUAAUUACUCUUUCUAUGAAAGAAAAGAAAUAAACUAUGUAUAAAAAACAA